Molecule: messenger RNA, 5302 nt
Organism: Propithecus coquereli (Coquerel's sifaka)
Lineage: Eukaryota; Metazoa; Chordata; Mammalia; Primates; Indriidae
Gene: MROH1
Product: maestro heat-like repeat family member 1
Exons: 44
Coding region: 255-5243 (1662 amino acids)
Cellular component (GO): cytoplasm
Molecular function (GO): protein binding
Source: RefSeq, a predicted model, not a curated record
GAGAGCAGGAAGGUGAUUUGUCCAGAGUCACGCGGAUUACUGGUCAGAGCGUGUGUCAUAAAGUUGGAAGGGCCUGGGAGUCCCGCCUCUAGUCAAGGUGCUUUCCAGGAAGAAAGGGGAAAUGCUAUGCUGACACCACCAUCUUUACACCAGAGCUGUCCAUCGGCUUUCUGUCUUCCCAGGAUUCCUAGAAAUUUCUGGUUAGAGAAGCUGUCUGUGUUCACAUUGGUGCAGAGGAAGCCAAGACCACAGAAAUGACUGAGUCCUGUGUGAAGAAGCUGUCCUGCACUCUGCUGGAUGCCAUUACAGACAAGGACCCCAUGGUGCAGGAGCAGGUCUGCAGUGCUCUGUGCUCCCUCGGGGAGGUGCAGCCAGAGGAGAUGCUCUGUGCCUGUGAGGAGUACCUGCGGCAGCACGACAAGCUGGCACAUCCAUACCGGGCGAUGGUACUGAGGACCAUGGAGAUGGUCCUGCGCAACCACACCAGCAAGCUGGACAAGGACACGGCUAACAUCAUCAUCCUCCUGGCCUCUAGCGAGAUGACCAGGACAAAGGAGCUGGUUUGUGGCUGGCAGCAGGCUGCGAGCAGUGUCCUCGUGGCCGUGGGGCAGCACUUCAUCAACAGGGUGAUGGAGGAGAUGCUGAGCAGGUUCCAGCCCGGGGCUCUGCCACACUGUUCUGUCGUGCGGACGUUUGCCAGCCUUGCAGUUUCCAACGUGUUUGGCAUGGUCCCUUUCCUGCCAUCCAUCCUGAGCACCAUGCUGCCCAUGCUGGGCAUGGCCAAACAGGACGAGUUGAGGGUGGCCUUCUGCUCCGCCCUGCAGCACUUCAGUGAGAGCACCCUGGAGUAUCUGGCCAACCUGGACCAAGCCCCAGACCCCACAGUCAGGAAGGACACCUUUGCCACCGACAUCUUCAGUGCCUAUGACAUUCUUUUCCACCACUGGCUACAGAGUCGAGAACCCAGGCUCCGGCUUGCUGUAGUGGAGGCUCUGGGGCCCAUGAGCCUCCUGCUGCCUAGCGAGAAGCUGGAGGAGCAGCUUCCCAAGCUCCUCCCUGGGGUCCUCGCCCUCUAUAAGAAGCAUGCAGAGACCUUCUACGUGUCCAAGCAGAGCCUGGGCCAGAUCCUUGAGGCGGCCGUGAGUGUGGGAAGCCGCACAUUGGAGGUCCAGCUCGAUGCUCUUCUGGCCGCUCUGCAUGCUCAGAUUUGUGUGCCUGUGGAGUCCUCGAGCCCCCUGGUGAUAAGCAACCAGAAGGAGGUGCUGCGCUGCUUCACCGUGUUGGCCUGCUGCGCACCUGGCCGCCUGCUAGCCUUCCUGCUGCCUAGGCUGGACACCAGCAAUGAGAGGCUCCGCGUGGGCACCCUGCAGGUCCUGAGACACGUCAUCAACUCGGCUGCUGCUCAAAUGGAAGUUCAGAAGCCUUUUAUUCUCUCUUCCAUGAGGCUUCCUCUUCUGGACCCCAGCAGCAAGGUGAAGCAGGCUGUGGUGCAGGUGAUCAGUGCCAUGGCCCACCAUGGCUACCUGGAGCAGCCUGGAGGUGAGGUGAUGAUCGAGUACCUGGUGCAGCAGUGCGCGCUGCCUCCCGAGCAGCAGCCUGAGAAUCCAGGCCCCGACAGCAAGGACCUCUCAGCCGAUGGUGUGCAGGCCAUGAGCAUCCGCACGCUCUACCUGGUCAGCACCGCCGUGGACCGGAUGAGCGACGUCCUCUGGCCGUACCUGCUGGAGUUCCUCACCCCUGUGCGCUUCACCGGGGCCCUGACUCCACUCUGCAGGAGCCUCGUGCAUCUGGCGCAGAAGAGGCAGGAGGUGGGGGCCGACACCUUCCUCAUCCAGUAUGAUGCCCAUGUGAACCUUCCUUCUCCCUACGCUGUAACCACAAGACUCCUGGUUGUGUCUUCCAACCCCUACCUGGGGGAUGGGCGUGGGGCAGCCUCGCUGCGUCUCCUCAACGUUCUGCAUCGUAGCAUUCACCCUUUGCUGGGUCAGCAGUGGGAGACAACCAUCCCCCUGCUGCUGGGGUACCUAGAUGGUGAGGCCCUGUGGGGUUCACAAUAUACUGAGGAAACCCUGCCACGGAAGGAGUGGGAGGAAAAGCUGUUGAUGUUCCUGCGGGACACCCUGGCUACUAUCUCUGACAACACGUGGACCUGCCAGCUGAGCCUGGAGAUGUGCAAGCAGCUGCCUUGCUACAACGGGACGCCCCAGGAGAAGCACUUCCUGUACAAAUGCAUAGGAACCACCCUGGGUGCUGCUUCAAGUAAGGAAGUGGUGAGGAAACAUCUUCAAGAACUGCUGGAAACAGCCAGAUACCAGGAGGACACAGACCGUGAGGGCCUUGCCUGUUGCUUUGGGAUCUGUGCCACCUCCCACCUCGAGGACACCCUGGCCCAGCUGGAGGACUUUGUAAGGUCUGAUGUGUUUAGAAAAUCCGUUGGCAUUUUCAACAUUUUUAAGGACAGAAGCGAGAAUGAGGUAGAAAAAGUGAAGAGUGCGCUGAUCCUGUGUUACGGGCACGUGGCAGCACAGGCCCCCCGCGAGCUGAUGCUGGCCAGGGUGGAGUCAGACAUCCUCCGGAACAUGUUCCAGUACUUCAGCACCAAGGUUCUGGGAAUAAAGGUAGAAACCAAGGAUCCAGCCCUGAAGCUAUGCCUCGUCCAGAGCACGUGCAUGGUCAGCCGUGCCAUCUGCAGCAGUGCGCAGGCCAGCUCCUUCCACUUCUCCAGGAAAGCAGAGCUGGUGGCACAGAUGAUGGAGUUCAUCAGAGCAGAGCCCCCAGACUCCUUAAGGACACCUGUUCGAAAGAAAGCCAUGCUCACCUGCACUUACCUGGUCUCCCUGGAGCCGGCAUUGGGGGAGCAGGCCCGGGCAGACGUUAUCCAAGGCUGCCUGCACAGUGUCAUGGCCCUGCCGCCUGAGUCCCAGGGUGAGGACAGCGGCUGCCAGGAGGCCCUGUAUCUGGAUACGGUGCGUGCCCUUGAGGAUUUGCUGACGAGCCUCCUGCAGCGGGACAUGACCCCUCAGGGCCUGCAGGUCAUGGUCGAGCACCUGAGCGCAUGGAUCAAGUCCCCGAGGGGCCAUGAGCGGGUGCGGGCCCUGGGCCUGAGCAGCUGUCUGCUGCGGUACUUCCUGGAGCACCUGCAUGUCAGUGCCCUGGUACCCUUCCACAACCUGGGCCUCCUUGUUGGCCUCUUCUCCCCACGGUGCGCGGACCUGUGGCCUGCCGCCCGCCAGGAGGCCGUGGGCUGCGUCUACUCCCUGCUCUACCUCCAGCUGGGCUAUGAGGGCUUCUCCCGAGACUACCGUGAUGACACAGCUGAGCGGCUCCUCACCCUCAAGGAUGGCCUCAUGCACCCAGACCCGGCCGUCCUCUUCCACACCUGCCACAGCAUAGCCCAGGUUAUUGCCAAGCGCCUCCCGGCGGAUCAGCUCAUCAGCCUCUUGCUUACCAUGUUUGAGGGUCUGGGGGACCCCGACAAGAACUGCUCCCAGGCCGCCUCGGUCAUGGUCAACUGCCUGCUGCAGGAGCGGGGUAGCGCACUGCUGGAGAAGGUGCCUGAGAUCGUGAGCGUGUUGCGCUCCAAGCUGCAGGAGACCCAGGAGCACAUCCUGCCAGCCACCCAGCACAGUGUGUACCUCCUGGCAUCCCAGCACUGUGCAGCCGUGGUGUCCAGCCUCCUGGGCAGCCCCCUGCCCUUUGACAGCCACACGUGCAUGCUCUGGCGGGCCCUGGCCGUGGAACCCAGCCUUGCCACCCAGGUCCUGGGGCUACUUCUGGAGAAGAUGGGCAGAGAUGUCCCAUUCAAGGAGAGCCGGGCCUUCCUGCUAGGCAGCACCCCUGACCGCGUGGCCACGCUGCUGCCCCUUUCGGCCACCUGUGCGCUGCAUGAGGUUGUGUCCGCCCCAGCAUCAGGGCCUGCGGUACUCGAGCUCUACCCGCAGCUGUUUGUGGCGCUCCUGCUGCGUGUCAGCUGCACUGUGGGUGUCCAGCUGCCCCGGAACCUGCAGGCCAAGGAGAGGAGGGGCACCAGCCCGGCCCAGGCCUCCAGGAACCUCAAGCCCUGCAGCUCUGCAGUGGACGCCCUACAGGCCAUGCUGCUCCGAGGCGGCAGUGAGGAUGUGAUGCAGGACAUGGAGUUGGAGGGUGGCUGGGAGCUGCUCAGGACCUCAGCUGGGCACGAGGAGGGGACCACCCGGUUGGCCAGGGCCAUGACCAAGUAUGCAGGCCCCCGACUGCCCCUGGUGAUGAAGGCACUCAUUGGCACACAGAACAGUGCGUAUGAGAUCCAGAGGGUCACCUCCACAGCCUUCCUGGCUGAGUUGCUCAGCAGCAACGUGGUCAACGACCUGAUGCUUCUGGAGUCGCUGCUGGACAGCCUGGCAGCACGGCAGAAGGACUCGUGUGCCAGUGUGCGGCGGCUGGUGCUCCGAGGCCUGGCCAAUCUUGCCUCAGGCUCACCUGACAAGGUGCGGGCCCACGGCCCCCAGCUCCUGACGGCCAUGAUCAGUGGGCUGGACGACGGGGAUGACCCGCACAGCCUGGUGGCCCUAGAAGCCAUGGUGGGCCUCUCGCGGCUGCUGCCCCUGGUGGAACCCUGGGACCUGCACUCGGUGCUGCUGCACGUUGCCAUCCGUGUCCGGCCCUUCUUUGACAGUGUGGAGGGGGCUACAGUCUAUGAGGUGAUGCCUGCCCCCCAGGAGAAAAUGGAGGUCCGGACAGCGUCCAUCCGCCUCUUCGGGCACCUGAACAAGGCCUGCCACGGAGACUGUGAGGAUGUCUUCCUGGACCAGGUCGUCAGUGGGUUGGUGCCCCUGCUGCUGCACCUGCAGGACUCUCAGGCCCCUGUGGCCAGCGCCUGCAGGUUUGCCCUGCACAUGUGUGGCCCCAACCUAGAGUGUGAAGAACUGUCGGCCACCUUCCAGAAGCACCUGCAGGAAGGCCGGGGCCUGCACUUUGGCGAGUUCCUCAAUACCACCUGCAAGCACCUGAUGCGGCACUUCCCCGACCUGCUGGGUCGCCUGGUGAGCACCAACCUGUUCUACUUCAAGAGCAACUGGGAGGACAUCCGUGCUGCCGCCCCCAUGUUCACGGGGUUCCUGGUGCUGCACGCGGAGCUCAGACAUCGGCCCCAGGUGGACCUGGAGCAGCUCCUUGUGGCUCUCCAGCUGCUGCUGAAGGACCCGGCCCCUGCAGUGCGAGCAAAGGCUGCCGAAGCCCUGGGCCGCCUGGUGAAGUUCGCAUGAAGCUCUGGCCAGCGUGCCCCCCACAAGCAAUACCCCCCGUGCGGGCCUGUACCGCCUGA